AAACAUUCUUUCGGCACAAUAGGGUCCGGCCAUUUGCUUCAGCACUGCUGCAAGGACACGGGCACCGAGUGGAGAGAAGCGUCUGGGCAGCGGCUACUGAAGAAGGUGUGGACGGCGGGGCAGAGACUUGGAGGCCUAGGGAUGCCCACCGAUGCCCACUGCUGAAAUGUGGGUGAGGGAGUGUCACUGGCACAAUGAAAGAGCUGAACUUGUCACUUCUCAGUCGCGGAUGUGGACAGGAGAUAAAGGAGAAGGUGACCGAUGUCCAUGGGAGGAUCGAGGUCUACUACGAGCCAGAGGAUUACUUCAACUGGGUGUCACAGCGCCACUUUUUCCGGCUGCGUAAGAUAGAGAACGAGCGAGGGCCGCUGAGGCCCCCCGUGUACAUGGCAGAGCCGGUGCCCCCCAGGACCUUCAGUACACGAAAGGGGCCACUCAUCCUGUACUCCGAGGAGCUGGCGCUUUCUGCAUGGACGCUGGCAAAUGCUGACAGGAGGAGCCGAGGGCCACAGGCGAUGGGGGACAAGGACGAGCGGGAGCUUAACACGCUGAGGGACCUGACUGGUGCCAUCCUGGCAUAUGGCAACAAGCAGGCUCGGCACAAAGAUGUCCGCUCAUUUUUCCAGUUUCUCAGCCCACCAGAGGAGAAUGUGGACCGCCAGGUGCGCCCGGGCUACUCAGCUAAGCGGUACCUGGCCUGCCUGUCUCAGACCUGGGAUCCCACCAAUGUCCAGAAGAUCAGAGCAGGUGCCUUAGGGGAUGCCCCACCAAUGCCAGAAGGUGCACCAAGCACGCUGCCACACUACAGAGGGCAGCACGACCUCUCGUCAGCCCCCCGGCCGUACAAAGUGCUGCCCAGCAUUCCGACGGCACUGGAGGCGCUUCCCGAGGGCCGCCCUAUCUGGGACUCAACUUCACCACCAGAGACACAUGAUGACCCCAAGGGAAGGAACGAAAUGCCAACGGAAAGAAUGAAAAAAAACGUUGAGUACCAGAUCCUGAUCCCGGUGCCCUGUAGCGAGCUGAGCCCCAUCCCUGAGACCCGGCUGGGCACGGAGACGGAGAACAGGGACCCUGAGAAUUUCAUCAUCCGCCUGUCACCAGUCAAAUCUAUCAAGGAGGAGGAGGAAGAGGAGGAAGAGACCCCCGCUCAAGCCCUCCGGGCGGCCAUGGCCUGCAUCAGCAUCGAUGCCUCCUGGCUCCAGAGUGAGGCGCACUCCACCAGUGAGGAGGGCACACCCCAGAAAGCGACCGUCCCACCACCAGAGGCACCUGAGCAGAGGGCAGAUGCCCAGGAGCAGUUUCUCCCAUCAAUCCUACCCACCUUUCUAUUGGAUGUCAGCCCACCCAGGAUACCCGAGAGGAAGCCUCUAAGACUGCCACGCCUGGCCGAGCCUUCAGGAACAAAGAGGAGGUGUGAGGAAGUGGAGCUCCCCAAAGAGCUGCUUAUCCUCCCACUGCUGCAGCUGAAGGGCAUCGGGCCAGACGGGGCUCUGGGUCUGGCAGACUUGUUAGACAACGAGAAUGAGAAUGAAGUGGAAACUGGGGAGCCACCAAACAGGCAAGAGCAGAGCGAGAAAGGACCCCCAGGACCCCUGGCUGAGGAAAAGACACAGAAGAAGCUCCUUGGGUCUCUUCAGAAAUUUGGGCUUCCAACAAGUGGACAAGACAGCGAGGCCUGCGAGGGCCAAGAGUCCACGGACCCUCAGCUGCCUCCCAGGUCAUUUCUGGAGAUUCUGCCUCCAAUUGUGAGCAAGAAGGGUCCAAGAAACCAGAGCAGCCUGACCUUCCUCAAAGCGCACCUCAAGGAGCACAGGGACAUGGACGAUGGCAUCAUCAGAGGCGUCCUGCCCUUUGAGAUCAGAGAAUACUACAAAAGUGGAUCAGUGGGCAGCAUCAUUAUGGGGCCUGAUGGGCAGAUUGUCCACCUGUCCCUCCUCGGGUCACUGAAGGACAAGGAUAAGGACCUGAGCGAGGGAAGCCAGGAGCACAAUGGAGAUGAGCUGCAUGGCAUUCCAGGCAUCAGCAUGGCACCCGGAUCGACAGUGUUUCUGCCUCAGGAGAAAGGGUUCCGCCUUGUGGACUACAACCUUGAGCAGCAUGAAAGGUCACCCUUCAACUCAAUGGGCCAGGAUCAGAACACCCAGGUUCGUGAUGAAGGUGGACUGACACUAACCACAAGUCAUAAGGGCUCCGGCCAGCCAGUAGUGGACACGUGGCAGGACACUGCAUUUCUACAAAAAGGCCAGCAGGUGGCAGACAAGAGCAACAACACAGGCUCACUUGGCAGUCAGAGAGGCGGUGGACCGUCUUCAGACCAGCAAGGUGGUACAACUGCGGCCCUGGCGAGUGGCAGGGAUGGCGCCUCGCUGCCUCCAGUCCUGAAGGUCAAACGUAGGAUGGGCUUUGACAUGCUGAAGCAGCCUGGAGAUGCUGACCUUCAGCAUAUGAGAGACCCGAGACCCCCAGUAGCUGCCGCCUCACCCCUUGAGAGCUGGAAGCACCCAGAGGCCUCUGGCGGACCUGAGUCACCUCACUUGGGAAGCACAGCGGCACAUCAUCCUGGGGACCCACAAGCCAGCCACCGCAGACUGGGACCCUUGGUGGACAGGGCCGGUCAAGCAUCUGCUAGCAACAGUAUGCUGAGGAACAGCGGCCAGACAAUGAACAUCCACCCAGAAGGCAACUUGGAUGGCGGCACAGAAGAUGGCAGAGCUCAGCAUCCACAGGUUGGCGCUGCCAGUCACCAGAGGGAUUUGGGCAAAUCCAAGAAGGGAUCAGAUCUGAAGGGGCGCGCUAAGUUUGUUGUGGGGAAGCCCAAGGAGAAAAGACCUGAAGACAAAAGCCAGGCAUCAGGCACAACAGCAAAGACAGCCAAGCACCAGCGUGGACACAAACGUAGAAGGAAGGCAGGGCUGGCAGAGGAUGGGCAGGGACAGGGCGAGGAGGUCAGCUCUGCUGGACAAAAAGCCCACAGUGGCAAGAAAACCCCCCGAAAAGAAGGACUGGACAUGGAAGAGGAGAAGAAGGAGGAGGAGGACCAGGAGGAAAAGGAGAAGGGCAGCACCAAGCAGGCAGCAGGAAGAGAGCAGCAGGGCACCAAGAAAGAGCUGGCUGAUGAAACUGCCCGCAUGUCCUUCAGCAGGACAUCAGAACAACUCAGGAAGCAGGAUACCAACAAGGAAGACGAAGAGGAGGAGGAGGAAGAGGCUGACUUCACCAUCUACAACAGAGAACUGGACAGCAGUGAAAACAAAAACCUCAACGCGAGACAGGCACAGGCGGCCCUGGACAGAAACCCCCCUGCCAGUCUGGUUACCAGUGGUCCAGCUGGCCAUCUUGGGACCCCCAGCACUCCGACUGUGCCCACAGAGCUGUUGGCAGUGCGGGAUGCUGAACGGGCAGACAACGCAGAGAAACGACGGCAGGAAGUGGAAAGGAAGCGGCACGAGCGGGAAGAGCUGAGGAAGAGGAUGGAGCAGGAGAAGCAGGAGCAGCAGGAGCGUGAGGACAGGAUGAAGCAGGAGCUGGAAGAGGAUGAGCGACAGAGAGCUGAGGAGAUGCAGCUGAAGAAGCUGCAGCAGGAGGCCGAACAGCAGCAGCAGGAAGAGCAGGAGAGGAUGAGGCGGAGACUGCAGGCGGCUGCCCAGGAGCGGGAGCGGCGGGCACAGGAGGAGCACCGCAGGAAAUUGCUGCUGCUGCAGAAACUCAGGAGACGGGAGGAGGAGCAGCGGGCAGCUGAAGCUGCUCACAGGCAGGCCGAGGAGGAGGCCAGGAGGGCAGAGGAGGCGCGGAGGAUGCAGGAGAUGAGUGAACUCGAGCGGCUCGAGUACCAGCGGGGGAAGAGGGAGGAGGAAGAGCACCGGCGGUGGGAAGAGGAAGAGCGGCAGAGGGUGGCAGCCGAGCGAAUGCAGCGAGUCCUGGAGGAGGCCAAGUGGCAGGCCUUACUGCUGGCCAGACAGAGGGCUGUGCUGGAGCAGCAGCUCAUCUUUCAGAGGGACCUGCUGGUGGAGGUCGACGGGAUGGAGCGGGCACAGGAGAUUUCUCGACCCUGGGUCUACUCCUACUUUGAGUUGCUGGAGAUGCUCGGACUGCCGCUGCCAGCCGAGGGGGUGCAGAAGGAGGCCUGAGGGUCACAGACAGCCUGCUCUCGGCGCCAUCAUCUGGAGGAUCAGAACCACUACACACUGGAGUUGUGGACUCAGCAGAACAAAACCUUCUUUUAUAAAUA
This is a messenger RNA of Erpetoichthys calabaricus (reedfish), 4231 nucleotides long. RefSeq lists its product as uncharacterized. NCBI's taxonomy places the organism in Eukaryota, Metazoa, Chordata, Cladistia, Polypteriformes, Polypteridae. The coding region runs from base 195 to 4130 and encodes 1311 amino acids. The transcript is spliced from 24 exons. The record is from RefSeq and is a predicted model, not a curated record.